Molecule: messenger RNA, 411 nt
Organism: Leishmania braziliensis MHOM/BR/75/M2904
Lineage: Eukaryota; Euglenozoa; Kinetoplastea; Trypanosomatida; Trypanosomatidae
Exons: 1
Coding region: 1-411 (136 amino acids)
Source: RefSeq, a predicted model, not a curated record
AUGGAGACCCACGUGCAGCGACUUCUCCCCUGCCACCCAUUGGUAUGCGACAGCCCCAACAGCAAGCAGGCGCCUUUCUUGUGCGGCGUGCGACUUGUCGUCUUGACACGGAUGCACGUUCUCCUGCUCGAGAGUAUCGUAGUGUUUCACCCACAGCUUUUCUCGCCUGCGUGCCCGCAGCAGCUAAGCUGGAUGCAGACGCACAUAAGAGCGUACGAAGAAGGGCUCUACCUUGCGAUACCACCGACAGAAUGCCUUUACAGCGAAGGCAUUGCACGCUCGAUAGGGUUGCCGCCAAGAGCGGAGAACAGGCUUCACGGCCUACUCGUCGUGUUCCUCCUGCGAGAGCUUGAUGCCGCCGUAUCUGAGCUGAUGACGUGGUCGAAAGGCCCUUAUAUUCCUGCACCAUGA